CAGGAGGGGAGGGAGUGUUCAGUACGUCUACAACGGGGAAGCUGCCAUUAGCUACAGGCUAGCAGAAGCUAAACUAGCUCGUUAGUGUUGUCGUCCGAAUCCCAGCGCAUAAAAGCUACCUUUGGCAAGUGUGCAUGCUUCAUGGGGCACUGAUGUAAAGAGCAGUGGAAGAAGGUGUGUGCAGUAUCAGAAUGGAUGGACAGACUCAAAGGAUUCAGCUUGUGUCAGCAGACAACAACAUGGCUUUAGGACACAGAAUCCAGAUUGUAACGGAUCAGCAGACUGGCCAGAAGAUCCAGAUUGUCACAGCACUUGAGCCAUCUUCCCCUGGAAAGCAGCAGUUUAUUCUAGCAAAUGCUGACUAUUCCCCUGGUGGGAAGGUGAUCCUGGCCAAGCAGGAGGGCUCACCCAACAAGGUCAUCCUUGCCACUCCAGACGGCUCUGGAGUUAACCAGCUGUUAUUUGCCUCCCCUGAACUUGCUGGGCAGCAGAUUCAGUUUGUGACUGAAGGCUCAGACCAGUCUAUUGUGAAGCCAGUUGUGGAGUACUGCGUUGUCUGUGGGGAUAAAGCCUCAGGGCGUCAUUACGGAGCUGUCAGCUGUGAAGGCUGCAAGGGCUUCUUCAAACGCAGCAUUAGGAAGAACCUGGUGUACACAUGCAGGGGCUCCGGAGAGUGUGCCAUCAACAAGCUUCACCGAAACCGAUGCCAGUACUGUCGACUGCAGCGCUGCAUAGCUCUGGGCAUGAAACAAGAUUCUGUGCAGUGUGAGAGGAAGCCUGUGGAAGUGACCACAAGAGAGAAAUCUGUCAACUGUGCUGCCUCCACUGAGAAGAUCUACAUCCGCAAGAACCUGUGUAGCCCUCUGGCUGCCACACCCACUUUUGUAUCUGACAAGGAAACCGCUAGGUCUACAAGUUUGCUCGAGUCGAGCAUGUUGCUCAACAUCCAACAACCCUUCUCCAAACUGGAAAACACCAUCUUGAUCCCAGCAUCCCCUGACAAGGAUGACCAUUCUCAAGGUGACCUUGGUACACUGGCAAACGUAGUGACUUCCCUCGCCCACCUCAACAAGACCAGGGAGGCAAGUGACGGCGGCAAUGAUCUGAUGGGAGUUGAAACGCUUAGCAAUGGCGACAGCUCGAUGACAGACAUCCAAGGAGAUGAGCAAACUGCAAGUGAUAUCACUCGCGCCUUUGACACCCUGGCGAAAGUGCUGCACCCUGGUGAUGGUUCAGCAGCGGACUCCUUGGAGGCCACAAUGCAGCUGAUGUCAGGAGACCAGUCAGGUCCUGUGGUGGAGUUGGAGGGACCUCUACUCUCUGACAGCCAUAUCCCUUUCAAGCUUAUGAUGCCUUUGCCUGUGCCAGAGUACCUCAAUGUCAACUACAUCUGUGAGUCAGCUUCCCGCUUACUUUUUCUCUCUAUGCACUGGGCACGCUCCAUACCUGCCUUUCAAACCCUUGGUGGUCAAGAUAAUGACAUUAACUUGAUGAAAGCCUGUUGGAAUGAACUGUUUGCCCUGGGUCUGGCACAGUGUUCCAAUGUUAUGAAUGUUGGUACCAUCUUAAGUGCUAUUAUCAACCAUCUGCAGACCAGCUUACAGGAAGACAAGCUGUCCCCAGAGCGAGUAAAACUAGUAAUGGAGCACAUCUGGAGGAUGCAGGAGUUCUGUAACAGCAUGUCCAAGCUGACCCCAGACUCCUAUGAAUAUGCCUACCUCAAAGCCAUCGUUCUCUUUAGUCCUGAUCACCCAGGCAUAGAUAACACCCCACAGAUCGAGAGGUUCCAGGAGAAGGCUUACAUGGAGCUGCAGGACUAUGUUACCAGGACCUACCCAGAAGACUCCUAUCGGUUAUCCAAGCUGUUGCUGCGUCUUCCCGCCCUCAGGCUGAUAAGUGCAGCUGUCACAGAGGAGCUGUUUUUCGCUGGGCUCAUUGGGAACGUGCAGAUUGACAGCAUCAUCCCUUACAUUCUCAAAAUGGAGUCCACUGAUUAUAACAGCCAGGCGGUCUCUGGUGUCUGACACACUGCUACCUGUAGUAGCAACAUUGGACUGUGAAAACUCAACAGCCAGCCAAUCAGAGUGCUUUGCAGACUGGUCACUGAGUGGUCAUAACAUACUGUAUUUAUGACAGCAUCCUGUAUGAAUUUUGUUUUCACUCUUACCUUGCUCCUACUUCUGACUCCUCAGUAACUAGUCAGUAGAGCACAAUUCACAAAGAGACACAUUAAAUCAACUCCAGUGGCAAGCAAGCCCUACAAUAACUGCCCAUUGAGGAAUGAACCCUUGAAACCUGCAUAGUAGAUUGUGCUUUUUAUUGUACAUAGUAUUUUAUGCUUCAUUGCCUUCAAGCCUUUCCUUUUCUGCAGAUCUUGUUUGUACUUUGAAGGAAUCUGGUUUGUUUUUCACUGCUUUCCUAUACAUUGCCAUGCUUUUUUAUUUUCUAUUGAUUAUGAGGAAAAAACUUGUCAUAAUGUGAAUUGGUUUGUGAGAUGUUGUUAUUGCUAAAGGUUAUAACCUUUAUUUCUUAUUUUCUUGCCAAUCCAAAGGAUAGGGCAGCAUCACAUGUCAACUAUUUGACAUCAUGUGGAUCUGAAGUCAUUGUGUAUAUUUGUAUAUAGAAUGCACCAAGAAUGGGCAGCACUUGGUAAUUCAUAGAUUCAAUCUUUUGGACAAAUUAAUGUGGACAGAAAAUGAUUGUCAAGACAUUUGACAAUAAAAACAUCUUUCAAUCAUGUUCCCUGUUAUUUACACAGUUGAGCUUUCAUUUUGAUUGACAGUAUCAGUUUGAAUUGGUGGAGCUGAUUGCCAGCAUUGAAUGUAAUUUUUAUGUAGUGCUGAUGAGACUCAGGUUAAGGAGCCGACAAGGUUUUCUUUCUGUUUUUGUGUUAGGAUUUUGAACAGCAGCUGUGGGCUACAAAGCAGGCAGCCUAAAAUAUGAUGGGUUGGACCCAUGCUCAGUCAUGUUAGGAAAAAUUGGGAAGUCAACAGUCUGCAUUAUAAUAGGCUUUUUGUGUGGAUGAAGAGAGCAAGUAUUAUCUGUAGCUCUGCCUGUUUUUGUUCUGAGUAUAUUUAGCUAGAACUUUUAAUUAAAAAGCACCGGGGAGGGUUAUGUGUGUCAUUGCUACAAAAAACCCUUAAAAUACAAUAACAAUGAAAAAUUACAAAAGAAAAUAGUCUGUAUAAAUUCUGAGCCAUGUUAUCAGUUCAGACUGACAAAUGGAGCCUUCACAGUAGUAAUAGGGAUAAACAUUCUUUAGUUUAAAAACUGCACCAAACUAAUCAACUUUUGACCUUUGUCGUUCAGAUCUCCUGAAGAGUGAGUAGUGAUUCUGUAGUGUUUGUUGACUGGUCCCACUGAAACUGACCAAACCACAUCGGUUUGAUUGUGGGAUGAACACUGCAGUCUUGUAAACAUGUUGCCUUCUACAUCAUCAAGUGCAGUUAAUCCACAACUUGAGUGUGGAGGAGUUUAUUAACCCACAUUGGAGCUCUUCCCAGAAGCAGGUUGACUAAAUGAUCUGGAUAACUUUGCAGAGUGAAACCUGGAGCAUUUCUUUUGUACUUAUAUCAGUCUAUUUUACAGACUUAAUGAGGCUCUGAGUUUUAUUUUAAUUAUGAAGAAAACUCAGUAAUCACACUUCUUGGAGUUUGCCCCUGCUUCCAUAAACACAGCAGAUUGUUUACAUGUUCCCUUUGAAUUAAUAAUGCAAAAUCUACAUCCUA
Molecule: messenger RNA, 3728 nt
Organism: Seriola dumerili (greater amberjack)
Lineage: Eukaryota; Metazoa; Chordata; Actinopteri; Carangiformes; Carangidae
Gene: nr2c1
Product: nuclear receptor subfamily 2 group C member 1
Exons: 14
Coding region: 192-2024 (610 amino acids)
Biological process (GO): anatomical structure development; cell differentiation; negative regulation of transcription by RNA polymerase II
Molecular function (GO): RNA polymerase II cis-regulatory region sequence-specific DNA binding; zinc ion binding; nuclear receptor activity
Source: RefSeq, a predicted model, not a curated record